This is a messenger RNA of Triplophysa rosa, 3304 nucleotides long. It is a transcript of the gene cdc6, whose product is annotated as cell division cycle 6 homolog (S. cerevisiae). NCBI's taxonomy places the organism in Eukaryota, Metazoa, Chordata, Actinopteri, Cypriniformes, Nemacheilidae. Bases 391 to 2085 code for a protein of 564 amino acids. The transcript has 12 exons. Gene Ontology annotation, biological process: DNA replication initiation; cell division; mitotic DNA replication checkpoint signaling. The record is from RefSeq and is a predicted model, not a curated record. Gene Ontology annotation, cellular component: nucleus. Gene Ontology annotation, molecular function: ATP binding; ATP hydrolysis activity; DNA replication origin binding.
AAUAUGCUCUAACUGUAAAACAGCGUAUAUUUGAAGUAUUGCCUAAAUAAGUGCGUGUCUUACUCUUAAUGUGCAGAAAGUAACACUUACAUUUCCCGGGAAAUUCUGUCCGCCAAAACAUCGACAAAGAAAUAACCCGCCUUUACAGUCAAGUCAGUGGGGGAAGUGCCAAGAAUCUCAUUGGUUACUGGAGAGCCGCUUAACUUCCGUAACCAAUGAAAAGCGUUUUCAUCAGCAUACGUCAGAGAUCAGGGAGUCAGCUGUUCAGUGUUUAGAGGGAUUUGGCGCUUGUUUGACGGCAAGUCGGUCUGUGUGAGAGAAGUGGAACCAGUUGCAUGAUCUUUCAGCGAUUAUCGAAAUAAAUCAACAAUUUUGCGGAUCAGACUGAAAAUGCCCAGCACCCGCUCACAGAGUCAGCCCACCCUACAGUUCCCCAGACGGAAGUCGUCCAGAUUGGGUUCUCGACCUAAAGUCUCCUCUGAGAACACUGUGGAUAUACAGGCAACCCCACUGUCUCCUAGAAAGACAAAUGUGCUGGAUCCACGAAGCAUCCCCCUUUCUCCUAGGAGCUCGGUGUUGAAAAACACCUCUCUGUCUGAACGGCUGCCUCUGAGUCCUCGCAAACGCACGGGUGAUGAGAAUGGAUGUAACCUCCCGGCCUCUAUGUUUGGCUCACCUCCCAAGCAGAGUCGUCCUGCUUUAUGCUCUCCCCGUAAACUUUCCUUCAACGAGAACACGCCGGUCUUCUCCUCCCCUCCACGUCCCGUCCCGUCCUCACCAAAAAUCCCCCUAUCUCCUGUUCCCCGUCCGUCGCCGGAAAAGCCGCAAGAGUCUGCUCGUUCCAGUCUACUCCUCCAGACCGAAGGAAAGAUGCCUGUUGCUCGGCUCUUCACUACAAAAAAGUCGGGGUAUCAAAGUGUAAAGCAGGCUCUGCACACCGCAGUACCAGAGCGUCUGCUCUCCCGUGAGACGGAGAGAGCCGCCAUUGUGUCUUUUCUGAAGAAUCAUGUGGUGGAAGCAAAACCUUCAAGUCUUUACAUCUCUGGGGCUCCUGGCACGGGCAAGACGGCCUGUUUGAACUGUGUCCUCCAAGAGCGGAAGGCUCUGUUGAAAGGAAUUCAGAUGGUGGUCAUCAACUGUAUGAAUCUGCGAAGCUCUCAUGCAAUCUUCCCCUUGCUGGGUGAAAAACUGGGGAUCUCCAAGGGUCACAGUGAAGCUCGGCUAGCGAAAUUUCUGACCGGCUCAGGACCCACUGUCCUUUUGGUUCUUGAUGAGAUGGAUCAGUUGGACAGCAAGUCUCAAGAGGUGCUGUACACUAUCUUCGAAUGGCCUUAUCUGCCCAAAUCUCGCCUCUGUCUUAUCGGGAUUGCUAACGCAUUGGACUUGACGGACCGCAUUCUCCCCAGACUGCAGGCCAAACCGCAUUGCCGUCCCAAACUGCUUAACUUUCCCCCGUACAGUCAUGAGGAGCUCAACGCCAUCGUCCAAGACCGAAUUGCACAGGUGUCAGGUGACGGUCUUCUGGAUGCAGCAGCUGUUCAGUUCUGUGCAAGGAAAGUCUCAGCAGUGUCCGGAGACGCUCGCAAAGCUCUCGACAUCUGCAGGAGAGCAGUGGAGAUUGUGGAAGCAAGCGACAGGUCUAAAGCAGCGUCCGAACCUUCAACCAGCCCUAAAGCAGCAUCACGGGUGAGCGUUCCUCAGGUGGCCCGGGUUUUGUCUGAGGUGUACGGCGACCGCAUGGCGUCCAGCAGCGGAGAGGACGGUGAGAGUUUCCCUCUGCAGCAGAAACUACUGGUGUGCUGCCUGCUUCUAGUUAUCCGUAACGGAAAAAGCAAAGAGGUCCAGUUGGGAAAACUGUGUGAAGUGUACAGUAAGCUGUGUAAACAGAGGCAGGUGGGUGGAGUUGGACAGACGGAGUGUUUGUCUCUCUGCAGUCUGCUGGAGAGCAGAGGAAUCUUCACGCUCAAAAAGGCCAAAGAGGCUCGAAUGACUAAAAUCUCUUUGAGGAUUGAAGAGCGAGAUGUGGAGAACGCGCUUAAGGAUCGAACACUCCUGGGCAGCAUUUUGGCCGCUGGUCUGCCAUGAUGCUGCUACAUGUAGUUUUUAUUUAAUUUUAGACCUAGUACAUUGUAAAUAUUUUAACUCGUUCAUGAAAGUCUUGUUUAAAAUGAGAUUAUGUGCUAGUUUGGAAGAGAUUUGAUCCAAAAGGGUUUUUAAUUUUAUGUUUGUGUCAAGUUUUUUUUUGCCAGCUUAUUUUUAUUGUUUUAAAUGGCACAUGUUCUUUCUGAACGAGACAGAAGAAAGGGCCUAUUUUGUUUUGUGCAUCAACUUUUUAAUGUUGAUUUGAACAUUUUGAGAUGUACAUUUUAAUAAAGUGAAAUGCACACCAGUACAUUUCAAUAAUGUGGAAUCGUAAUAGUUUUUGUGUAGUAAUUGGAUGGUGGUAACUGCUGUGUUAUAGUAACAGUAUUCCAUCUCUAAACUGAUGUUUUGUGGAACAUAGAAUGAAAAUGCACUUAAUAUUUUUUGAAAACCUAGUUAUUCUGGAUUGUUAAAUUUAUCAUACAUUGUAACAAUAUCAAAAUUUCAUUGUACGAUAAUACCUCGGUAUAAAGUCCACGGUACAAUAUUUAUUGCAUUUAAAAUGAUGACAUGGAAACGUGCCAUAAGCAAACUCUUUUCUUUAUCUAAUCAUAACUUGCUUGGAGGUAUUAAUUAUAGUAUCGGAUGGGUCAAAUGACCUAAAAAUCCCUUUUAUAAAGUAAUUGCACCAGAUGGACCAUGCCAAAUGUAACAUCUAUUAUUUUUUCUAACAUGUUAGGCCCGAAAGACCUAUUGUUUCAUACAGUGACCAUGAUCGUAUUGAGACAAUUUUGCUAUAACGAUAUCUAUAAUAUUAAUACAUUCCUAUUAAUGGGUUUCGCUGCAUGCCGAGACUGUUUGGUGUUUAUAACACAAGCAAAAAAAUGUAUGAAUACUUUAAUCUUAUAUCUGCACUUGAUACAUUUGUUGUAGUAAAUUCGUUUAUCAAAAGUUCUCGUCAUUGUUUUGGAAAAAACCUAGCAUUCCAUCCAUGCUCCAUCUUCAAAAAACUUCAAAGCUCUUUAUGAAACCUUUGGCAUCCUUAUUUGAAGGCAAUAUUCUCUCUUUUUGUAUGAUGUUGUUAAAUUGUAUAUUGACUCUGGUAAUUAAAAGAUAUUCCAUCUACUCAAAACUAUUAUAGUAAGUUUCUUAGCUCCAUUUAGUAGCUGACACAAAUAUAUUCUGAUAACGGUAUUAACGAUAUACUGUUUAUUUGCAUUGG